GAAAAAAGUUUGGACAAAAACUUUCACACUUCACUCCCCUCUUCUCUCUCUUCUGCAACUUGUUUUUGCGUCAAAAUCUCCCGCGAAAGGUAGAGUUUCAGUAGAUCUGGGAGAGUUAAAGAGUAGAUCCGUUGAAAACCGUAACCCUUAAAAACCCUCUUUUGAGAAAUGGAAGAGGCAUUAGAAAUGGCGAGAUCAAAGGAUACUAAAGAGAGAAUGGCUGGAGUUGAAAGAGUUCAUUCAUUAUUAGAAGCAUCUAGAAAAAGCAUGACAUCAAUGGAAAUUACUAGUUUGGUUGAUUGUUGUUUAGAUCUUUUGAAAGAUAAUAAUUUUAGGGUUUCACAAGGUGCUUUACAAGCAUUUGCUUUUGCUGCUGUAUUGUCUGGUGAACAUUUGAAAUUACAUUUUAAUUCACUAGUUCCUGCUGUUGUUGAGAGAUUAGGUGAUGCUAAACAACCUGUAAGGGAUGCUGCUCGUAGUCUUCUACUUACUCUCAUGGAGGUAUCAUCUCCGACAAUCAUUGUUGAAAGAGCUGGUUCUUAUGCCUGGACACACAAAAGCUGGAGAGUUAGGGAAGAAUUUGCACGGGCUGUCACAUCAGCUAUUGGGCUUUUUGCAUCUACUGAGCUUCCCCUUCAACGAGUUAUACUUCCUCCGAUCUUGCAGAUGUUAAAUGACUCGAAUCAGGCUGUAAGAGAAGCAGCUGUAUCAUGUAUUGAGGAGAUGUAUACACAAGUUGGGCCUCAGUUUCGCGAAGAAUUGCAGCGUUAUAAUCUUCCAACAUUUAUGGUUAAGGAUAUUAAUGCCAGGUUAGAGAAAAUUGAACCAAAGACUCGCAGCUCAGAUGGACAUGUAGCACAAAUGAAAUCUGCGAAUGUUAACCAGAAAAGGAGCAGUCCUAAGGCUAAGAAUUUAACUCGUGAAAUUUCUCUUGCUGGAGGAGAAAGUGAUGUGGUGGAAAAGCCUGUAGAUCCUAUAAAAGUGUACUCCGAGAAGGAGCUAAUUAGGGAAUUUGAUAAGAUUGGGUCUAUUCUUGUUCCGGAGAAAGACUGGUCUGUCCGAAUAGCUGCCAUGCAAAGAGUGGAAGGCCUUAUCUUUGGAGGUGCUACUGAUUAUCCAUGUUUCCCUGCACUUUUGAAGCAGCUUGUUCCACCCCUUAGCACACAACUGUCUGAUCGGCGCUCAAGUAUAGUAAAGCAGGCCUGUCAUCUCUUGAGCUUGUUAUCUAAGGAGCUUCUCGGGGAUUUUGAGGCUUGUGCUGAAAUGUUCAUUCCAGUUCUAUUUAAGCUCGUAGUAAUAACUGUACUCGUGAUUGCUGAGUCUGCAGAUAACUGCAUAAAAACGAUGUUGCGCAACUGUAAAAUUGCACGUGUACUUCCCCGUGUAGCUGACUGUGCGAAGAAUGAUCGCAGUGCUAUACUCCGUGCCAGGUGUUGCGAAUACGCUCUUCUGAUUUUGGAGUACUGGGCUGAUGAGCCUGAGAUACAAAGAGCGGCUGAUCUUUAUGAAGAUCUUAUUAAAUGUUGUGUGGGGGAUGCAAUGAGUGAGGUACGGUCUACUGCAAGAACUUGCUAUCGCAUGUUCACAAAAACCUGGCCAGAACGUUCUCGACGUCUAUUUUCCUCUUUUGAUCCUGUGAUUCAAAGGAUAAUAAAUGACGAGGAUGGGGGUGUGCACAGACGAUAUGCUUCUCCAUCACUGCGGGAAAGGGGCGUGCCGGCAUUGCGCACUCCAUCUCAAGCACCUGCUUCUACUGGAUAUGGAACAUCUGCAAUUGUCGCAAUGGAUAGAUCUGCAAGCGUGAACUCCAGUACAUCUGUUUCUUCUGGUUUGCUUCUAUCACAAGCAAAAUCACUUGGAAAAGGUACUGAACGGAGCCUUGAAAGUGUUCUCCAUGCAAGUAAACAAAAGGUUACUGCUAUUGAGAGCAUGCUGAGAGGUCUUGAAAUGUCUGACAAACACAAUUCUUCUACUAUGCGUUCAACAAGCUUGGAUCUAGGAGUUGACCCUCCAUCAGCUCGUGACCCACCAUUUCCAGCCUCUGUUUCUGCUUCAAACCAUUUGACAAAUUCCGUGUUUGCGGAUUCAACUGUUUCUAAUAUAUCUAGAGGUAGUAGUCGAAAUGGUGGUUCUAUGGUGUCAGAUUUCAUCAAUCCUCAGAGUCAUUGUUCCAAAGAUCCACGUACAUAUUCAUAUCUCAGUAAUGCUGGAAGUGAGACUUUAUCAGCUUUAUCGUUGUCGUAUACAGCAAAAAGAGGUUCUGAAAGGCAGCAAGAAGUAAGUUCCUUCGAAGACAAUACAAAUAACAGGGCAAGCAGGCGAUAUGUGGCAUCACACAUGGACAAGACAUACCUUGACACACCCUAUAAAGAUGGUAACUUUAGGGAUUCUCAUAAUAGUUACGUUCCCAAUUUCCAGCGGCCACUUUUGAGGAAACCUGUCACUGCACGGGUUUCUGCAAGCAGCAGAAACAGUUUUGAUGAUAGUCAGCUAGCACAUAAUGACAUGGGAAACUAUGUGGAUGGUCCAGCAUCUCUAAACGAUGCUUUGACUGAGGGCCUAAGUCCAACUUCCGAUUGGUCUGUUAGAGUUGCUGCUUUCAAUUUUCUAAGGACUUUGCUGCAACAAGGACCAAGGGGUACUCAAGAAGUCACACAGAGUUUUGAGAAGGUCAUGAAACUGUUCUUUCACCACUUGGAUGACCCUCACCAUAAAGUUGCACAAGCAGCCCUUUCAACAUUAGCAGAGAUCAUUCCAGCUUGCAGAAGGCCUUUCGAAAGCUAUAUGGAGAGGAUCUUACCGCAUGUCUUCUCACGGUUAAUUGAUCCGAAGGAGUUAGUACGCCAACCGUGCACCACAACUUUGGAAAUUGUGAGCAAAGCUUAUGGAGUGGAUUCUCUUUUACCUGCAUUGCUUCGUUCGUUGGAUGAGCAGAGGUCACCAAAAGCUAAAUUAGCUGUUAUCGAGUUUGCUAUCAAAUCUUUCAAUAAGCAUGCAGUGAAUUCUGAAUCUGGGAAUAGUGGUAUUCUAAAACUUUGGCUGGCCAAGUUAGCACCUUUGGUACACGAUAAAAAUACAAAACUAAAGGAAGCCGCUAUUACUUGCAUUAUAUCAGUAUUUACCCAUUUUGAUUCCACAUCAGUCCUCAACUUUAUUCUCAGUUUAUCAGUUGAGGAACAAAAUUCCAUCAGACGAGCACUGAAGCAGUACAGCCCGCGUAUAGAGGUUGACCUUAUGAAUUUUGUACAAAGCAAGAAAGAGAGACAGCGUUCCAAAUCUUUCUAUGACCAGUCAGAUAUUGUUGGAACUUCUUCCGAAGAGGGAUACACUGUAGUUUCAAAGAAAAGUAACUUUUUUGGAAGAUAUUCUGCAGGUUCCGUUGAUAGCGAUGGUGUCAGGAAAUGGAAUUCCCUGCAGGAGUCAUCCCAAAACACAGUCUCUGCUGGUCAAGCUCCUUCUGAUGAAACUCAUGAGAACAUCUAUCGCAGUUUCGAGGCUGGUUCCAAAAACGGUGUUCCUAUUUCUGCAAGCAAGGAUCUGAUGUACAAUGCCAGUACCUCAGCUGAAAACAGAACAUCCUGGACAACGCAGCCUGAAACUGUAGAUCAUAGCGUGUGUUUGGAGAGUUCUUUGUCAACUCCACGUGUAGAUAUAAACAGGUACAUGGCCUCCGAUCUUGGAGGGAUGACUGAAUUGAAGCCUGCGAAUGAAAGUUCUCCCGAAGCAGUCUCUAGUCUUGAGAAGCUUUCACCUGUUAAAGUCAGCUCUUCACCUGAAUCUGGCCCUAGUAUUCCUCAGAUUCUUCAUCAGGUGUCUAAUGGAAAUGAUGGGGAUGCAAGCAUAACGAAACGCGGGGCACUUCAGCAGUUGGUUGAAGUUUCUCUGGUCAAUGAGGGCUCCAUUUGGACGAAGUACUUCAAUCAGAUCUUAACUGUUGUACUUGAGGUGCUUGACGAUUCUGAUUCAUCGAUUAGGGAACUUGCUCUUUCUGUUAUUGUUGAAAUGCUUAAUAAUCAGAAAGAAUCCAUGGAAGAUUCAGUUGAGAUUGUAAUUGAAAAACUGCUUCAUGUUACCAAGGAUACCGUUGCAAAGGUUUCAAGUGAAGCAGAGCAGUGUUUAACUUUAGUUUUGUCUCAGUAUGAUCCAUUCAGAUGCCUAACUGUUAUUGUGCCCUUAUUAGUCAGUGAAGAUGAUAAGACUCUUGUUACUUGCAUUAACUGUCUGACCAAGCUUGUGGGCCGGCUUUCGCAAGAAGAAUUAAUGACGCAGUUGCCCUCAUUUCUUCCUGCCCUUUUUGAUGCAUUUGGGAAUCAGAGUGCUGAUGUCCGCAAGACUGUCGUUUUCUGUUUGGUGGACAUCUAUAUUAUGCUUGGAAAAUCUUUCUUGCCGUACUUGGAAGGGCUUAAUAGUACGCAAUUGAGAUUGGUGACCAUCUAUGCUAACCGAAUUUCUCAGGCCAGAUCAGGCACCAGGAUAGAUGUAAAUCACGGUUAGAUGGUCCUUGUUAUAGUUACAAUGGCGGAGAAAUAGUAUCUAUUGGGGUUUGUUUGUUUGUUUGUUUGUUUAUUGGGGUUGGAGUGUUAUUAUUCAUUCAUGUAUUUUUAUGUAUAUUGUGUGAAUUGUUGUCAAUUUAAUUGGGUUUGUUUUGGGUGUUUCUUGAGCUUGGUUUUGUUCUGGGUGCUUUCUGCGGUUUCUAGUGAAACAAAAAAUUAAUGAAGUAUAUUGACAGAA
Papaver somniferum (opium poppy) is the source of this 4731-nucleotide messenger RNA. Its product is annotated as CLIP-associated protein-like. Gene Ontology annotation, biological process: microtubule cytoskeleton organization. The record is from RefSeq and is a predicted model, not a curated record. Gene Ontology annotation, molecular function: microtubule binding. The transcript has 21 exons. Gene Ontology annotation, cellular component: cytoplasmic microtubule. Bases 169 to 4494 code for a protein of 1441 amino acids. NCBI's taxonomy places the organism in Eukaryota, Viridiplantae, Streptophyta, Magnoliopsida, Ranunculales, Papaveraceae.